AUGGACGAGGAAAACAUCAAACAUGUCGACUCGGUCGACCAGAGCGUGCAGGACGCCCGCGAUCUCGCCGCCAUGGGCCACGACCAGGCCUUGACCCGCAAAUUCGACCUGUGGAGUAUGUUGGCGCUCGCUUUUUGCGUCUUAGGAACGUAUUCCACUUUCGCGCAGGACCUCAGUAGCGGUCUCACCAAUGGCGGGCCCAUCACCAUCCUCUGGGGCUUGGUCCUGGUGACGUUCUGUAACCUUUGCGUGGCGGUCUCGCUGGGCGAGCUCGUCAGCAGCAUGCCCACUGCCCUCGGCCAGGCGUACUGGGUGUACCGGUUAUGGAACACUCCGAUGGGUCGCUUUGCCUCGUACCUCUGCGCGUGGAUCAACACGUUCGGCUGGUGGACGCUGACCGCGUCGCAGGUCGCGUUCAUGACCGAGUUCCUGCUCGGGAUGAAGGUCAUGUUCGACGUGGAGUGGCCCGGCGUCGGGCUGGGCUGGCUGCAGUUUGUGAUCUACGUGGGCUUGGUGCUGGCGCUGACCCUGGUGAACGUGGUCGGGUGUCGCCGCGAGAAGACCCUGCCGUGGUUGAACAAUUUUGUUGGGGUGUGGUUUACCGCGCUGUUCGUCGUGCUCUCGCUGGCGCUGCUGAUCUCCGUCGGUACAAAGCACGACCUCCACUUCCAGCCCGGCAGCUUCGUCUUCGGAACGUGGAUCAACAAGACCGGCUGGAGCGACGGCGUGGUGUGGUUUACCGGCCUGGUGCAGGCGGCGUACGGUCUCACGGCGUUCGACGCGGUCAUUCACAUGGUCGAGGAGAUCCCUGCGCCGCGGAUUAACGCGCCCAAGGUGACCUACCUGGCCGUGCUCUUCGGCGCCUUCACGGGCUUCAUUUUCAUGGUGGUGUGUUUGUUCUGCAUCCAGGACGUCGACUCGGUGGUCGACUCGCCCAGCGGCUUGCCCUUCAUCGAGCUCAUGCUGGAGACCGUCGGCUUGCGCGGCGGCGCCGUCCUCCUCUCCUUCUUCAUCUUCAACGGCGUCGGCCAGGGCAUCAGUAUCCUGACCACGGCCUCACGCCUCACCUGGGGUUUCGCCCGCGACGGCGGCCUUCCGUGGAGCCGAUACCUGACCGUCGUCGACCCGCAGUGGAAGGCGCCCGUGCGCGCCCUCUGGGCGCAGGGCUGCCUGAUCGCGCUCAUCGGCAUCCUCUACCUCUUCGCCAACACCGUCCUCGAAGCUAUCCUCAGCGUCAGCACCAUCGCGCUGACCAUCUCGUACGCGCUGCCGAUCGCGGCCCUGCUCAUCGUCGGCCGCGAUCAACUGCCUCAAGGCCCCUUCCGACUCGGCCGCUGGGGCCCCGCGGCCAACUGGAUUAGCAUCAUCUACUGCGCCAUCACGACCGUGUUUUUCUUCUUCCCGGGCUCGCCGGACCCGGCGCCGGGGGACAUGAACUACGCCAUUGCGGUGUUUGGGGUCAUGCUGGUGGUCGCUGUGGGGUUCUGGUUCGUGCAGGGGAGUCGCACGUAUCUACAGACGGAGGAUGCGAUUGCGCAGAUGGUGCUGGCGCAGCAGUUGGAGAUGGAGACGAUGGAGACGAUGGAGACGGUGGAGCCACCGAAGAAGCAUAAUGAUUGA
Molecule: messenger RNA, 1620 nt
Organism: Aspergillus clavatus NRRL 1
Lineage: Eukaryota; Fungi; Ascomycota; Eurotiomycetes; Eurotiales; Aspergillaceae
Product: putative amino acid permease family protein
Exons: 2
Coding region: 1-1620 (539 amino acids)
Biological process (GO): amino acid transport; transmembrane transport
Cellular component (GO): membrane
Molecular function (GO): transmembrane transporter activity
Source: RefSeq, a predicted model, not a curated record